This is a messenger RNA of Beauveria bassiana ARSEF 2860, 3144 nucleotides long. Its product is annotated as ankyrin repeat-containing protein. The coding region runs from base 1 to 3144 and encodes 1047 amino acids. NCBI's taxonomy places the organism in Eukaryota, Fungi, Ascomycota, Sordariomycetes, Hypocreales, Cordycipitaceae. Gene Ontology annotation, molecular function: protein binding. The record is from RefSeq and is a predicted model, not a curated record. The transcript is spliced from 4 exons.
AUGGCAAAGCAAUUAUAUGAGACUUUUGCCGGUAGCAAAGUCACUGAAAGCAUGCUUGUUGAAGCCGCAACACUGUUCAAUGAGAACUACGGAACAUGGGGAGACAAUUGCCCCAACAAGGGUGCGAGCGAUGACCUUUUUUUUUCCUGCUCCCUCCUAUUUGUUCCCUUCUUGCUUUCUCCAAUUUCUGAUGCUUCUUCAGGACGCCCUGUUCGACUAAGUACACGUCGACUCCGAGAACAAUACCUUCCCGAUGCUGCUCAAAGCAUCUACACUAGAGUCACUGUGGAUGGGGUUCUUGCUGGCAACGCGUUUGCCUGUCGCUGGGAACACGGCAGCAAGGCCGUGUGCUGGGUCACCCAGCUUGUGGUCAGCAAAGACUAUCGCGAGCGUGGCCUAGCAACUGGUCUCUUGAGAGUCCUGAGGGCAGAUAACUGCCAUGACAUAUACGGCAUCAUGAGCUCUCAUCCGGCUGCAUGUCUUGCGGCGGCAAAGGCCUUUUCCACGACUGUCGAAAAAGUGUCUCUUGACUUCAUCAGCAAGAACGCACACGGAGUGAUGAGAGAGUCCCCAAUACCAUACAUCCGGGAUGCACAGCUGUGCGGAACAAUAUUUGACGACAAUGAUUCGACUGGUCUCGUUUCAGGUGUCAACACCGAAUUCUUUGUUGACCACGAGAAACCAAUGCAAGCAUUGAAGAUUAUCAGGGAAAGCCUACAGUGGCCCUUGGGCGAACUCCCAGAUGGUCACGACAGCUUUGGUGUGCUGUGCUGCGCUCCCCAGCUGGUAAUCAACCCCGCGAAGCCGCCACCCCCACGUGCAGCAUCCUUUCAAAAAGACCCCGAUGCAGGCGUUGCCCCCUUUCCUUACCCCAACUCAAUCGAAAUUGCGCAUUAUGCGGCUACUGAAUACAAAUGGGGCAAUGAAGAGGUGACGCUACAAGAUUUGGAGAGCGGCCAAAUAGCUGAAAAGGUUGGGUUUGAAAAAGUGUUGCGCUUUUGCUACAGGGCGAAACAUGAUGGGUUCCCCUAUGCGUGGAUAGAUACUUGCUGUAUCGACAAGGCAAGCAGCGCAGAGCUCUCCGAGGCUAUCAACUCAAUGUACCAAUGGUACUUUGACGCGGACCGGUGCUACGCGUACCUCGCCGAUGUGCCGUCACUGAAGGCUACAUUCCAAGAGAGCGAAUGGUUUGAGAGAGGCUUUACCCUACAGGAGCUGCUGGCUCCAGCAGAAGUGUAUUUUCUUGAUGACCAAUGGAACGACAUCGGGACGAAGACGAGUUUGCGCAAUGCAGUGUCGCUCCGCACAGGCAUCCCUUCUGACAUUCUCUCUGGAAUUGCUGACAUCGACACUGCUAGCAUAGCGCAACGAAUGUCAUGGGCAGCGAGCAGAAAGACGAGCAGACUGGAGGACCGGGCGUAUUGCCUGAUGGGAAUAUUCGGCGUCAACAUGCCUCUAAUCUACGGAGAAGGUGAACGAGCAUUUACAAGACUUCAAGAGGAAAUUAUGAAGAUAUCGGAUGACCAGUCAAUUUUCGCGUGGGAGUCCUCUGAUACUCGUACUGGAUUGCUGGCCACCUCGCCUGCCGCCUUCGCCCGGUCCAAGAACAUUGUUCCACUGAAAAGGCCUGACGCUCCCUUGUCGCAGUUGACUGUAACUAGUCGAGGGAUUCACCUGGAUAUUCAAUUCAUCGCCACAAGCCCUCGGCGGGUUGGUCUUGCUGUUCUUCACUGCGUGGAAGAUGAUGGAACACCGAAACAAAUAGGAAUUUAUGUGAAAGACUCGUUUUGGACAAUGCAAAGCUUCGAACGAGUUUUGAGUCAGUCACUAGAGAGAAUCCGUCCAGGAACGCUGGACUCGCCAGGCAUAGAGGAUCGUGUUUCACAAAGGAGAAUAUGCGUCCAGACGAAGCGCAUCUCAUUAACGCGGAACCUUGGAGCAGACAGGCAAGCGAAUGACAUACACGACCACAAAGAAUGCUCUGGGCUAGCACUGCCCCAGAAAUACUCCAUGAUAGCAGCACUGUACAAUGCAGUCGCUGAGGGGGAAAACGGCGCUGUAUGGCUGUUACUAUCACGAAGAAGUAUUGACGUCAACUCCCUUGAUGCUCUCGGGCGAACACCACUGCGAAUGGCAGUUGAACUAGGACACGAGACAAUAGUCACGAUGCUACUUCAAAGGGAUGACAUAAAUAUCAGACACGAACUCCAACAGAACCUUUUGUCUGUGGCUGUCUCAGCAGGCCACGAGGGUGUCGCCAAAUUGUUAUUGGAGCACGGCGUGGAAGUCGAUGUAGAAGACGCGGCCGGAAGGACGCCGCUCUGGAUAGCUGCGCAGACUGGACGACGGGAGCUGGCUCUGAGGCUACUCAAUAGAGGCGCGGAAAAGGACAGGCGGGACGGGCACCAGAGGACGCCGCUCUGGGCAGCCGCAGACAGUGGGCAGGGGGACACGGUCAACCUACUCCUGGAGUGCCAGGCAGCGAUAAAUUGCCGUGACAAGUUCGGUCAGACGGCACUGGCGGUGGCUUGUUCCAAGGGUCAUGUCGAUAUUGUCAUGGUGCUUCUGUUCUAUUCGGCCGACAUGAACUUGUUUGACAUUCGCGGGCGGACACCUUUGUGGACGGCCACCGCAAACGGCGACGAGACUGUUGUGCGUAUGCUGUUGCAGACGGGCAAGGCCAAACAAAAUACGGCAAGCGAUGGGUGGACGCCAGUUUGGCUUGCCGUUCGGUACGGCUAUGAGGAGCUCGUCAAGCUGCUCGUCAGCCACGGCGCCAACACCCAGAGCAUCUUUCCCCUCGACUAUGAGACGAGCAAAUAUCUGCUGUGGAAGGCUGUCAGGUGCGGCCACGCGGAAUCAGCGCGAUUGCUGCUGGACACGGGCAAGAUCAAUCCCGACACGAGAUCUGAUAAAAUGACGCCGCUGGCGCUGGCAGCCUCCAACAACGACCGGCGACUUGUCGAGCUGCUCCUGCACCACGGCGCCGACGUGCGCGCCAAGGACAGUCACGGCCGGACGCCGAUUUCGCGCGCCGCCGAUGCGGGACACGAUGAGCUUGUGAAGCUCAUGGAGGAAAGCCGUCCGACGGCAGGCGAUGGCAGAUUAAGGGCCCUUUUCCGGGCAGCGAGGGAUAAAGGUUGA